AUGAUCUUAUCGCGACGCUCGUGGGAUAUCAGGGCUGUGAACGAAUGGUACUUGUGUCUCGUUCAAGGCAACCGCAAAUCCAACACUCCCCAGGUAUGCUCCACAAAUGGUGAAGACAACGGACAGCUGCCCAGAGCGGCAUCCCGAGAGCUUCGGUAUAGAGUGCCAUUCUGGUCACUGCUCUCAGUACAGCUAGAAAUAGAAUAUGACAGAACAUGCAGUCUGUCACUGAGAGAGAGACCGAGCACUGAGGGACCAUCAAGAACUCGCAAGUCCUUCGAGGUAUUACGUAUCAGCACUGGUCGAGGAUCUUUUCUCUUUGUAAAUAGUGCUCCUGUCUCCAUCGGCGCCAGUGAUACUAGCCAAAGCUUGUGUCCUCACCAGUGCGGAGAUCCCCAAAUACUCACGGCCCACCAGGAUAUCACCCAGACUCUAGUGAUGGAUCAGCAAAGGCUCAUCCUACAUGGGCAGGUAUCUGUAACUAGAAAAUACAAAACAAAUGUAUGGUAG
This is a messenger RNA of Fusarium graminearum PH-1, 510 nucleotides long. RefSeq lists its product as uncharacterized. Bases 1 to 510 code for a protein of 169 amino acids. The record is from RefSeq and is a predicted model, not a curated record. The transcript has a single exon. NCBI's taxonomy places the organism in Eukaryota, Fungi, Ascomycota, Sordariomycetes, Hypocreales, Nectriaceae.